This is a messenger RNA of Sitophilus oryzae (rice weevil), 432 nucleotides long. RefSeq lists its product as uncharacterized. The record is from RefSeq and is a predicted model, not a curated record. The transcript is spliced from 2 exons. NCBI's taxonomy places the organism in Eukaryota, Metazoa, Arthropoda, Insecta, Coleoptera, Curculionidae. Bases 21 to 398 code for a protein of 125 amino acids.
UUUACCAUGGACAUGAGUACAUGAAACAAUUUCCUUUCAUUCCAGUAGGAGCAUUGAGUGAAGAACCACAAGAAGCCCGCAACAAAGAUUUUAAAAGAUAUCGUACAGACUUCACAAGAAAGAUUUCUCGGAAAGACACUUUAGAAGAUAUUUUUAACAGAUUUAUGUUAACAUCUGAUCCACUAUUUUUUUUCUUAUUCAAGAAAUUUCAGUUGUCAUCAAAGACAACAAAAAAGGAUGAAAAUGUACACCUACCUCUAGAUUUUCUCAAUAAGGAAACUUCUGUUAACAAUGCCAUGAUGGGUGUGGGGUACGAUAUGAGUUCUGACGAGGACAAUUCUACAAGUAAUGAUGAAGAUGACGAAAUUACUAAUGAGUUUGAAGAUGGCGUUUUUUAACUAGUGAUUCAUAUUGUUGCGGACCGGUGUGGAC